GGAGACCUAAACAACAACAAACACCACCAUUUAGCACACAACAUGAGCAAAAUAAAGGCGAGCUGAGCUGCGGAAGAUACGCAGCCACAGGGAUAUGCCCUGCCCAGAAGCAGCUUUGCCCAUCUGAUAAUCUGACCUAUGCAUACCAAGAGGGUGUAAAUCGGGGACUUCCCCGUAUAUUUGGUGAGGAUGAGUAUGGAAGACUAUGACUACCUGUUCAAAAUAGUUCUCAUUGGAAAUGCAGGAGUGGGGAAAACCUGCCUUGUGCGGCGCUUCACUCAGGGCCUUUUUCCACCCGGACAGGGUGCUACAAUUGGAGUAGAUUUCAUGAUUAAAACCGUUGAAAUCAAAGGGGAGAAGGUCAAGCUACAAAUAUGGGACACAGCUGGGCAAGAGAGAUUUCGUUCUAUUACUCAGAGUUAUUACCGCAGUGCCAAUGCUCUCAUUCUUACAUAUGACAUUACCUGUGAGGACUCCUUCAGGUGCCUUCCUGAGUGGCUGAGGGAGAUUGAACAGUAUGCCAACAACCAAGUUGUGACUAUAUUAGUCGGAAAUAAAAUAGACCUGGCAGACAAGAGAGAGGUGCUUCGACAGAGAGCUGAAGACUUUGCAGAGGCUCAGAGCAUGCUCUAUCUGGAGACCUCCGCCAAAGAAUCUGACAAUGUAGAGAAACUUUUCCUCGACUUGGCCUGUGAGCUUAUCCGAGAGGCCAAACAAAACAAGCUGGACAACAAUGAUACUGCCCCGAUGCCUGGUGAGGGUAAAACCAUCAGUUACUUGAGCUGCUGCAAUGUCAAUUAGAACCUUCUGGCUGUUGUAACUCAGUAUAAAUUGACAGCAGACAGCAGAUGGCUGAGCCUCUAUGCCUCUGUCCAGCUCUGGUGACAUCAAGCCACCACUUAAGUCCUCUCAUUUAUAUCCAAUACCCAUGCCUUUUAAAAAAAAAAAAAAAAAAAGAGUUUUAGUCAACAUUAGUUUGGCCUGCCAGAAAGAAGCAUUUCAAAAUGCUGCCAUGGACUAUAUAGUCCGCAAUGCAACAGCCUGACCACCUGAUGCAUCUUGGCAAUCCGAGUAGGGCUCUGUUUUGUCCUAUUCACCUUUUAUAGAGAUUUAGCAUUUGCAUUUAACAUCAGUAUUCACCAGCAGUGUUUAUGUGAUUUAAAAUACCAGGUUUUUGUUACUAAUCCUACCACACUAAUUGUAAAAAUAAUGAGAUGGAUUGAGUAGUGUAAAAUAUGUUUACAUUCAGUACCUGUUGGAAACACCAACUCUAAUCAAACUUUUCAUUGGUCAGCACAAUCAUGUGUUUGACACUACAGUUUUCUUAUGCUUUUGAAAACAAGGUUGUUAGUCUUUUUAAUUUCAUAUGAGUAGGUAUUUGCACCAAUGUCUUUUUUUAAACUGUGAAAUACUGGAGUGAAACCCUAUAGAAGAUUUGUACUUGCUGCUAAAAUAUUUUAAUGUUAACAUUAAUUAAGUGAAACAAGCAUACAGUUAAUACGCUACAACACUGAAUCAGUAUUAAAUAAUGCCAUUACAAUUUGUUGAUUUUACUUGCUUGUCUUUAGCUGGUGGAUGUUAAGUGAAAAGGAAAUUGGCACUGUCAUUUUUCUUUUGCAAAUGUUUUAUAUACCUUCAAUUUGAUCUAACUGCACUGAUGUGACUAUUCCUGCCUUUGUUGUUGCUAUAUGCCAGUAAGAGACCAUUCUUGUAGUUUCUUUUUAAAUGUGCAUUUAUUGUGUUGAACGGUCCAGCAUGUUUUGCCAUAAUAUGUAGUGUCUGUUACAUUUAUUUGCCAUAACUGUUUUGUACCAUAUUGCACAAUGCCAUACACUGCACAUUUUGUAAAAUUUUGUCUUUUAUUGUACAAAAAUGUAGUACAUCUCAGCACUUUGCUUUAAUAUUUUAGUUAUACCUUUGUUAAACUGGCUGACAUUAUCUUUUGCAUUUGAACCUAGAUCCAACAUGUUACUUAUUGUUAAUCUCUAAUAACUUCAUGUCUAUAAAACAGAAAUACAAUGCC
Messenger RNA from Boleophthalmus pectinirostris (great blue-spotted mudskipper), 2023 nucleotides. RefSeq names its product RAB30, member RAS oncogene family (gene rab30). Gene Ontology annotation, cellular component: trans-Golgi network. The coding region runs from base 190 to 801 and encodes 203 amino acids. The record is from RefSeq and is a predicted model, not a curated record. Gene Ontology annotation, molecular function: GTPase activity; GTP binding. Gene Ontology annotation, biological process: Rab protein signal transduction. NCBI's taxonomy places the organism in Eukaryota, Metazoa, Chordata, Actinopteri, Gobiiformes, Gobiidae. The transcript has 6 exons.